UGUAAUGCACUUUGUACAUUGUGCUGCAAAGAUGUGAUGGAUAGGUGCUGCCAGUAUAAUCUGAUAUUUUAUCUAGGUGUGUUUGGGUGCAUCUGUGCAGCCGGGUACCAGUAUGGAACGAUAUCACUAGUGGGACAAGCUUUUGUGAACAGGGAGGUUACACUGAAAGCGACACCAUUAAGUCCUUGGGGAUGUGACAUAGAAUGGAAGUACAAAAUGGACGGGGGCACAACAUUCCAAACAAUGCAUGGGCAAAAUAUUAAAAGAUUUUCGGAAGAUGGGUCGUUCUUUUUAAAAUGGACGGCUUCAAUAGAAUACAACAGAUCUAGCUUCUACGCCGGAUGUUCAGCAAACACAACAAUUAGAACACGCAUGGUUUGCUUAGAUGUGACAGUGCAAAGUUAUCCAGUCCUCAGUCCAAAGUAUUCUGACUUCAACACAACGAAAUGCAUUUAUGUUUAUGAUGGAUCCGACUUUUAUUGCAAAACUGAAAACGGAACAGUACCCGUAAAAGUGCUACUUUUACUUGGACAUAAAUCGAUUGUUCUUGCAAAAAGCAAUGGAAACAAAGGGUUGUACCAAAUCCAUAACGUUUCUCAUCAAAUGGAUGGACUCUCAAGACAGAAUGUGACAUGUCAGGUGUUUAAUGCAGCCGUUGAAACACCCUACGAAGUGCAUGGCAUUCUAUGUAACGUGGAGAAAGGUAACCGGCCCAUGCUAACAGUUCCUGAAGUCCUUGACGGAGAAAGCUCGACAACAAUGUGUGAAGUGCGCGAUGCUAUCCCAGCUCCGUUAAUAGAAAUACGUGUUGGCAAAGUCUUGCUAUCUAAUGUUCAGCAAACCGAUUCAUUUAAUGAAUCUUCCCAUACGUUUACUAGCAUAGCAACGGCGACAACGACUAACGGGGAUUGGAAUGGAAAAGAAAUAUGCUGCGAUAGGAAAAGCAAAGAUGAUUUUAGUUUUAAAGAUGUUUCAGUAUGCAAAAACAUCAGCACCAGAUAUCCACCGACGGACCUUUCGAUGUCCGUGAACACAAUACAUGAAUAUAACAACAAUGUUUCUGCCUGUUUCUUUAAUAUUUCUUGUAAAACGGAUGAAUCAAAUCCGCCUUGCAAAAUUAAAUGGUCAAGCGACAUCGAUAGUUUGAUAUACGUUCAUAGAAACGAUUGGACGAAUGGUGAAAGUGGUAGUUACAGUUCUAUUUCCAACGUGCGUUACAAUGUAACUGAAGACAUGGCUGGGGGAACUAUUACAUGUUCAACAAGAUGCGAUCAUUUCCAAUUUCCUUUAAACAAAAACUAUAAGAUAUCGUUUUCUGAUGUUUCGACUCUGUAUUUGAAUACGACAUCGCCUGUUGUUUUAAAUCCAAAUAUUACAGUGACCGUCAAAUGUUUCGUUGAUGACCUGAAUAAUUCAGGGCAAUGGAAUCUUUGGUGGGAAGAUGAAAAUAGCACUGAAAUAGAGGCUUGUAUCAAAGCAGAGGAAUGUCUGUUAACACUGAAUUAUACAGGAGAUGGUGAUAAGACGUACAUAUGCAACACUUGGAAACCAAAUGAGCUUCUGAGAAAUUCCUUGACAGUUUCAAGCUCAAGGACAGAUGGUAGUCAAUCCAAUGUAAAUGACAUUCAGACAUUUCCUUCAACAUUCCGAGUUCCUGUCAACGAUGUGUUAAUUGGAACAGGCGUUUUCUGUGGACUCUGCAUUAUGUCUGUAAUCGGAAGAUGUGUUUUUCUUAAACGACGAAAGGUCAACGAAAUCCACACAAUAGAAAUUCUUGAAAACCACAGCGACACCUCGUCGGACAAUGGAGUGCUACACAUAACAACGGAAGGAGUCCAGUACGCAGUCGUGCAGAGGCUGGCGACCACACAGAGGAUUGAACCGCAGCAAUCACAUAAUGACGACAGCCUAACGUACGCCGAGUUGGACAUGAAGUUCCUACAGGUAGCUAACACCAGAGUACCGUCAAGGAGAAAGAAUAGGCCGACGGAGUAUGCUGACAUUGAGUUCUUCUUAACAAAGGAACCUGCUGUAGAAGAUCCUGUGUACCAAAAUGCAUCAGCGUCAGACCAAGACAUCUAACCCGAAAUACUGCCUUUAACAUAGUUGAACCCCGUUGGCUCGAAUUCCUCCAUGGCUAAAACUGAAUGUAAAGGACCGAUUUCUUUAUAUUGAAGAUAAAUAUUCCCGCUUGGCUCGAAAUUUCCGAGGCUAGAGAUUUUCUCGCCGAUCCCUGUGAGUUCGAGCUAACGAGGUUCGACUGUAGUAGUGUUUAUAGUUUGUACGUCUUCUUUUGUACUGUAUAUUGAAACAUUGAAACUGGGAGUAAUUUUCUCAUUAUUGGUCCUAGAUUGAAAUGAAUAUUGUUGAAACAAAAACCUUAUAAUCAAAAACAAGAUUAGAAUAUUUAAAUUUAUUAUUAUUAUUUAUUAUGAAACAUGUGGCUUUUAAGUGAUCUUACCAGUAAUGUAUAUAAUAAAAGGGUUAUUAGUACUGCGUUUUGAUCCGGAAUUCGUAUUCAACUCUCGUGGAAUUUUGCAGAUUUUGAUUUCAGUCGGCUUGCGCAAAAAUCCACUCGAGUUGAAUACAACCUCCCGGAUCAAAACGCAGUACUAAUAACCCUAUUGUAUCAUUAGGUUGGGAUAGAGACUGUCAAAUAAACAAUAAAUUAAUUCGGCACUGAGAUUGGGCUUGCAACCAAGAACGAUUUUUUGUCUUUGUGUGGUCAGUGAUCGUUAGCUCAUACUCUUAUAAAUAUAAAUUUGACACCAGAUUGUCAUAAAAUCGGUUAAUAAAGUAUUUUCUCAAAACCAGCCUAGAAUUAUCAAUACUUACUAGUAUGUUACACGAUUUAAAGAAUAAACGCAACAAUCAUGUCGCUGUCUCAGCCAGCUUUCCAGCCAUACUAUUAAGGGAUACUUAUGAUGAAUGUAUGGUAUUUUAGAAAUUCACUUUGACCAAUAUUGUAAAUUCUUGUUAAAUAAAGAAGUAAAAAAGUCAUAAUCAUACAAAUGAUAAAUAUGUUUACACCCUUGUCAGACCAGCAUUUAACAAACUGCUUUGUUGUUGUUUAUUUUCAUUUUGCUGUUUUUUUCCCGUAGGAUUUCUUUUGAUAUUAUCGCAGCAUCGUUUUUUGUAUUGCUUUAUGAUGCCAAUGAUUGUAUUUAUUUUGUCUUUAGGGAAAGGUUUAUUGGUGGGGUCGAUAUUGCUUUUGAAAAAACAAGCCUUCUCCAACAUGUUUUACAUUGACAGUUUGAUCCAUCUGAUUGAUUGUUUAAGAUAGUC
Molecule: messenger RNA, 3285 nt
Organism: Mya arenaria
Lineage: Eukaryota; Metazoa; Mollusca; Bivalvia; Myida; Myidae
Exons: 11
Coding region: 37-2082 (681 amino acids)
Source: RefSeq, a predicted model, not a curated record